CAGACAGACAAAUAAAUACAGACAGAUAGAUGCUAUCUAUCCAUUCCUGCCUGCCCGUCUGCCAGCCUGCCUGCUGGCUGUGUACCCACCACACAGCACCGUCACGGGGGGGAAACGGCCGAGCGGGACAGAAACCAACCUAUCUACUGUCAUGGUGCUAUUCACCCACCCCCUCACGCGUGUCCCUCUAGCUCCCCCUCAGCCGGCGUCUCAUCGGUCAAGGCACCACAAUCACGAGGGCCAUGCACCACCACACGUCCGCCGCCCUCCGACCCCGAUGGGUGUGGUGGUUCGGGGUCGGCCAGGAGGAUGCAGUUGGACGGGUGGGAGGCGUCACCAAGAGGCACGUCAGGCAAGAAGGCAAAGCCUGCACAGGGACAGACAGACCAAGAGAGAGAGACAUGCUUAUCAACUGACUCAUCUGUGUGUGUGUGGGGGGGGGGGGGUCAUACUUUGGCAGUGUUGGCGGCGAGAACACAUGCCUUGACAGUCGGCUGGGUCAAUGGCUGCCAGGUACUCCACCGCUCGGCCCGCUGCCACGCCAUCCAGCCCAUCAGACGACUGGCCCCGGCUGAAGCCUGCAUGCACCCAGCUAGGUAGACAUGGACGCACAGCGGGCUGGCUGGUGGGUGGCUGGCUUACACCCUGCUGGUAUGAGACUUGGAAACUGCUGGAACUCGCCUUCCUCCUCCUCGCCGUCUCCGUCGUCCUCCGAUCGCAAUGUGGUGGCGGCCGGCCUCAGCUUGCCCGCGCCACCCUUGUGCUUCGGUGCAGCCCACCGUUGGGCCUUCCCCGCCUUGCGCACCACACGGUAGACCUUGGGCUUGCCCACCAUAGCCGUGACGCUCAGGCCCUUCUUGUUGACGGUGCUGCAGUCGCCCCAGAAGAGCCAGUUGCAGACGCGUGUGCCUGGGGGUCGCAUGGCGUCGGGGAGGCUUUUUGGGGGGAUUUGGAUUGAGUACUUUUUGCCGCUGCCGGAUGAGCUCGUGACGACCAGCACGUCCGAGCCGCGGGAAAAGGCGUAGAUAUUGGGGGUGACCUGCAGACACACAGACACACAGACAGACAGACGGAGAAAGGGUGUUUGUUGUCUCUCGCUGCGUGAAUGUGUGUGGGGCGAGUGUGAUUGUUCGUACGAAUCUCUGUAUCUGUUCGCCUUCGAACAUGCCGCUGCGACGAAACUUCGCAAGCAGCUGAGUAGCUGACAUACCAUGCAGAUAUGCAUACCCAUCAUUCAUUUCAGCCGGUGUGUCUGUCUGUCUGGAUGAGCGUGCGUCGCCUGCGCACCUACCUCUAUACAGGACGUGCUCGGUGUUGUAUGGGUCCUCAUGCUUCCACAUGGGCACGCGCGAGCCGUGAUAGCGAGGUUCACCGCCGGAAGCGCCUGUGAGAUGAGAUCGAUCGCCACAUGCACUGCACACCACAUCUGCCCCACCCCGCCUGCCUCUUUGUUGCUCGCCUUGCCUUGUUCGUCGCCAUAAUAGAGCACGGGAAUGUGGACAGCGCACAUGAGCCACACGAGCGCAUUCAGGUAGGCCACCUGGUCGUUCCGCACGUGCAUAAACCUGGGGACGUCGUGAUUGUUGAUAAACAGAGCAGCCGCAUGCUUGUCGUCGAUAAGCGUCUUGGUGGCCGUCCAUGCGUCGACCACCACGCUCAUCGGCUGACGGCUGGCGAAGGCGCUACGAAGAGCAAAGGCCAGCGGGAAGUUGGUCACCUGCACGUUGAAUGCAAUGCGUGAAUGAAUGAAGCUGAGUCGGUUGGUUGACAGUUAGUUCAUCUCUUUCUCGCCCACCCCGGGAAUACGCUUCUGAUACUUCGCGACGUGCUUCACCUCUGGCACGAAGGUCUCGCCCUGCAGCCAUCCAUCCAUCCAUCCAUCCAUGAGAGGGAGGGGGAGCGACAUGGAGAGAGAGAAUGGAUGAAGGCCUGGCUGGCUGGCUACCUGCUUAUUACCAUGAUGUAGUAUUUGCUGCCGAUUUGUUUGCCGAUUUCGUCGAGGAAUACGUCACGAAGGUACGGGAUGGCGUCGGCACGGAAACCGUCUUGAGCGAUCGAUGAGUGAGUUGGCAGACAGCGAGACAAAAGAGCAACUGGUGGAUGUGGCCAGUCGAUUUCUUGAUUGUCUUGCCUACCGAAGUCGUAUUCCUUGGCUUCGUCCUUCACCUGCACACACACACAGACAGACAGACAGACAGACACACACAGAGCGAGAAGUGUGCGCAUCCAUCCAUCCAUUCAUGCGACACGGAGCCGCCCACCCAUUUGAUGAGCCAUUUGCGGACUUCUGUGUUGUCGUCGUUGAGGUCAGGGAGGUCCCACAGCUGGCACGACUGGAAGGUAUCGGGCUUGGUGAACUCCACGUGACAAUCAGAGGGGUGGAAGUGCUCCGGCUUGUUGAACGGAUGAAGGUGCUUACGAUUCUUCUCUGGACCCAUGUGAUUCAGCACUGCACAUAACAUACGCACACACGAAAGCACCCAGUGUGUGUUAACAUCGAUUGCCGGUGUAUGUGUGUGUCUACCGAUGUCAGCCAUGACCCAGAGGCCCUUUUGGUGUGCUUCUUCGGUGAGUUUCUUGAGCUGCCUCUUGCCGCCAAACUCAUCUGACACCUUGUUGUAGUUCCGCGGCCAGAAGCCGUGAUACCCACACUUGGUCUGCACACACACAGGCAAGCGUGGUCGGUCGACCAACGAUCAAAUGCUUCGAUACGCCUGGCAUACGUUUUGAAUGUGCGGCGAGAUCCAGAGGGCCGUCACCUGCGUGUUUGUCAUCGCAGCAGGCGAUGCGAUGAGAGGAUCAGCCAGCCGUGACAGUGAGUCAAUGAAUCGUGGUGUAUGUGUAUGUAUGUAUGUAUGUAUGUAUGGCUGACUGGCUUCAUUACCCCGAGCUCGGCGAUGUAGUCGAGCUUCCUCCUCAGCUCCUUGUAGCUCCCGCCGCAGAAGCCGCCCUCAGCACAGUCUGUCAUGACAGUCACAACACAAGACAGACAACACAGCAGAACCAACCGAGCAUGGAUGGCUCCUCGUCUUGCGGAUUUGUGUCCAUACCUGGGUCGCACGUCACUCCAGGGUCCUUGGCGGCGAAGCGGUCUGUAACCACCUGAUAGAUGAUGCUGAAGGAGGCAAAGACAGAUGCUCAGCGGGUCGUCGGCUGCGAGUUGCUCACCUUCGCCGUCCAACCCAGUCGUCGCGUGUGCGCGAUUUGCCGCCAACAAGGAGGUCACCAAAGCCCCACAGCAGAAACACGAAGACCGCGAGUAGAGUCGAGUGCAGCCGCCUCUUCCUCAUCCUCAUCGGCAGCGCUGUCUGGUUAACCUGCCGUGCAGGUGCUUUCUC
Messenger RNA from Vitrella brassicaformis, 3338 nucleotides. The record is from the annotation of a GenBank genome assembly. NCBI's taxonomy places the organism in Eukaryota, Vitrellaceae.